AUGGCAGGUGUAAAAAGAGUGUCGUUAACGAUGCAACAGCGACUGGACGUUCUCAAGGAUCUGGAGACAUCUUCCAUCGCAACUGUCGCUGCAAAAUAUAAUGUGCACUACACCACGGUUCGUCGUAUAAAACAAAAAGCGGCGGUGAUUGGUGAAUUUGAAGACCAAGAUUCGAAGGCAAAGCGACGACAGAGGGUCAGAAAACCAAAGUUCGAGGAAUUGGAGGAACGCCUGUUGAAAUUGUUUAUAGAAAGGAGAACCGUAGGAGAUUAUAUAUCAGACGCGCUGCUAAUCGAAAAAGCAACCGAAUUGAAAGAGGAGUUUGGAGCCCCUUCCCAAUUUAAAGUGAGCAAGGGAUGGCUUGCAAAAUUUAAAAGACGCAACAACAUCAGAUUAGUUCGUGUAUACGGUGAAAAAGCCAGCGCCGAUGAAGAUGGAGCACGUAAAUUUGUGGCUGACUUCCAAACUUUCAUGGAAGACGAAGAAAUAAAUCCUGAAAAUGUAUAUAACAUGGAUGAAAGUGCACUGCUGUGGAAGGCUUUGCCAGUAAAAACUCUGCCAAGGGCAUUAAAACAUUUUAUGAAUCGACUUCCGGUAGUGUUUCGGGCUCAAGCUAAUGCAUGGAUGAGCCAAACUUUAUUCUUAGAUUGGGUGGAUAAUUGUUUUAAAAAAUCUGUUAGACAAUAUCAGUUAGAAAAUGGAUUAUGCGGAAAAGUUGUAUUAAUAAUUGACAAUUGUGCGAGUCAUAAACUACCAAUAAAUUACGUGCAGGAUGACCAUUUUAUAAUCAAAUAUUUAGCACCUAACACCACAUCUUUGAUCCAACCAAUGGAUCAAGGAAUUAUUGCUAAAUUCAAACGCAGUUUCCGCCAUAAAUUAACACAGCGGCUUGUCAGUUACGGAAGUGGUGCAGAACAAUUUUUUAAAACAUACGACGAGAGUAAAUUCACGGUAAACGAAACGAAUGGAAGAAUUUUGGUGAAUAUGGACAAGUGGCAAUAUUUGCAAAUUUUGAAACAAAAUUUAAAACAAAGUGCAGAAAAGUUAGGCAUAUUAAACACGUUUCAUAUGUACCAGGAUAACGAUCCUAAACAUAAAGCUGCCAUAAUAAGAGAGUGGCUUUUAUACAAUUGCCCAAAAGUUUUGGAGCCACCACCACAAUCGCCGGACUUGAAUAUAAUUGAAAAUGUAUGGCAUGAAUUGGAAGUGAGGAUUAGGCAGCACCACAUCAAGAAUGAAGAAGAAGAACAACAAGAAGAGGAAGAAAACCUUGUACCGGAAAUGCAACAACUUUUGACGAGCAUUUCGGAGCAUAAUGUAACCUCCGAAGAAGUUGAAGAAUAUUUGAACGAGUGUAGUGAGGAGGAAGAAACAUAUUCAAGAAAGAUUGAUGAUACGGACGAAAGCAGGGACAAAGACAAGGAUGAAGAAAGGGUUGAAGACAAGGAUGAAGAAAGAGAAGAACCAUGGGAAGAAGAACAGGAAGAAGAAAGCAACGAAAGUGACAGAACACAAGAACGUGGGAUCCCAGUAAACAGAGAAGAAAGACAGGAAUUGAAAGAUAUUUUCAGACGUUUGGAGCGUUAUAAAAACCGCAUCCCGCGUUCGUCUGAAUUGCUUCUAGAAGCAAUGAAAUUAUUAUUCUUAGGCGAGACAACUUCAAACACCUAA
Molecule: messenger RNA, 1671 nt
Organism: Osmia bicornis bicornis
Lineage: Eukaryota; Metazoa; Arthropoda; Insecta; Hymenoptera; Megachilidae
Product: jerky protein homolog-like
Exons: 5
Coding region: 1-1671 (556 amino acids)
Cellular component (GO): nucleus
Molecular function (GO): DNA binding
Source: RefSeq, a predicted model, not a curated record